GAAAAAACAAAAGGUCAGGGUUGCAACUCAGUGGUGAAUAUCUUGGAAUUGCUCCAAACAGAAAAAGAAAGCAGGUGUUGGUACCGUACCUCUGCCAAGCAACCUCCCUAGCCCACAAGUUUUCAGUCUACAGGUACCUGCUGAGCAUCCGUGAAGUGCCCAGGACUGGGCUGGCCCCCAAGACUGACAGAAAUCCACCCGGCCUCCUCUACUCCAGUGUGAGGACAAAAGUUAAGACAAGAACCAUUCAACACAUAAAUACAAGAUGUAUGAGGAAGGCAAGUCUUAGCCAAAACAGGCCCCUGGUCCAGCCUGAGGGGCUGCCUGAGAAGGGGUGCUGGGCCCAGAGAUCCAGAGGCCCAGGAGGGAGGACCAGGGAAGGGGAGAGGCACAGGAACUGCGCCAGCAGGAGCAGAUGCAAUGAUCCUGGGCUCAAGAGGCGGGGGUAAAUGGUGAAAUCAAAGAAGUGGAGAGGGAUCAGACCAGGCCACACAGGCAUUGGGUGCCCCGAAGGCAGGUUCUUCAGAGGCUGGGGCUGAAAUGGGGAUGGCCCGAGCCAGAGACGGGCAGGUGGUGUUUGGAGACAGAGUCCCACCCAUGGGCUGCUUAGGACCACAUUUGGCCUCCUGGUCUCUGGCCAUCUUCUGGGUGUCCUGUCUUCAGGCCCUUGGCUGCACCUAAGUGUCUCUGCCCACCCCUGGAGUCCUUGGUAGGAUUUCUUUCUCAGAUCCCCAAUCUCAUUAGUGUGUGUCAGAGAGGAGAGUCAUAAUCCGUUCAAAGGCAGCAGGAUAAAUGGCUGGACCAGCACCCUGCUGACCCAGGUUCAGCCCCUGGCACCUGCGGCUCCCUGAGACCUGACCAACACUUGGUGAGUACUGACUAACACAGUUGCCUUUCCCGGCAGCCAGGCAUCUGCCCAUCUGCCCUGGGGUGGGGAGAGAUGAUGGGCCUUCACCCCCAAGGCUGAGUUCUGUGUCUUCAGGAGUCCAUCCCCACCCUGUCCUUCAGAGAGGAAGCCUACCAGUGUCGAAUGGUGGUGCCAGUGUUCCUAAGACCAGUGAUGGCCUGGGAGCCUGGGGCCCCAAGUGACCAGCCAGCUGACUGGCACCAGCCCCCGACUAAGCCGGGCUAGGACAACUCAGGAGCCUCACCAUGAACCUGGAGCUACCCAAGGCGGAGAUCCGACCAGCUACCAGGGUGGUUGGAGGACCCGUCACUCCCAGGAAAGGACCACCCAGAUUUAAGCAGCGGCAAACCAGGCAGUUCAAAAGCAAGCCCCCCAAGAAGGGCGUCCAAGGGUUUGGGGAUGACAUCCCUGGAAUGGAAGGCUUGGGAACAGACAUCACAGUCAUCUGCCCCUGGGAAGCCUUCAACCACCUGGAGCUUCACGAGCUGGCCCAGUACGGCAUCAUCUAGCCAGACCCUCUGGGGUCCUGGACCCUCCCCUUGCCCACUGUGAGCUCUGCUCAACAUCCCGCCAGGGGCCCCAGCACAGCUGGCCCCUGACCUCUGAGGGCGGGUGAUCUUCGGCCCUGGAUGGUAGUUGCCAGGAGCACACCACCUACCCCAAGAUACCCUGCUGACCUCCUGGAGACCCUGGCCCACCCCCUCAGGUCUGCAGGGAGAGGGGAGGUGGGCUCCGGCCCCAAGCCUUCCCCUCCUCAUGGCUGGAACAGAGGGAGACCAGGAGCGUCCCCCACUCCCAGCCCCUGUGCUGCUCCCCUCAGCUACUCCAGCUGGACCAGGGGUUGGCCAUGGUGGGUGUUGAGAAUCCUGCCGUGCAGUGAAUGAGGCCCUUCAUCAUCAGCCUUUCCAACGUGGCCCACCCUUC
Messenger RNA from Sciurus carolinensis (gray squirrel), 1831 nucleotides. RefSeq names its product phosphodiesterase 6G (gene Pde6g). The transcript has 5 exons. The coding region runs from base 1153 to 1416 and encodes 87 amino acids. NCBI's taxonomy places the organism in Eukaryota, Metazoa, Chordata, Mammalia, Rodentia, Sciuridae. The record is from RefSeq and is a predicted model, not a curated record. Gene Ontology annotation, cellular component: photoreceptor outer segment membrane. Gene Ontology annotation, molecular function: cGMP binding; 3',5'-cyclic-nucleotide phosphodiesterase activity. Gene Ontology annotation, biological process: positive regulation of epidermal growth factor receptor signaling pathway; visual perception; positive regulation of G protein-coupled receptor signaling pathway.